Molecule: messenger RNA, 906 nt
Organism: Octopus bimaculoides (California two-spot octopus)
Lineage: Eukaryota; Metazoa; Mollusca; Cephalopoda; Octopoda; Octopodidae
Source: RefSeq, a predicted model, not a curated record
AUGGCAACAAGGGCGCCCCCAGUGCAGAUACAGCCUUGGCCAAAAACAGAUUCGGCAUGGUCUAGACUACAUGUGGAUUUCGCAGGACCAUUAAAUGGCUCCUAUUAUAUCAUUAUGGUGGAUAGCUAUUCCAAAUGGCCUGAAGUGUGUAAAUGUUCAAGGCCAACCACAAGUGUGACGAUUGACUUCUUGGAAGAACUGUUCGCUUGGUAUGGAGUGCUAGAUACGAUCGUGUCAGAUAAUGGGACACAAUUCACAGCAAAGGAGUUCAAAAGAUUCUGUAAGUCGGUUCAGAUGAAGCAUGUGGUAACUCCACCAUACCACACAAGGUCAAAUGGGUUAGCAGAAAGAUUUGUUGACACAUUCAAGAGAGCUUUAAGGAAGACCAGACGGGAAACCUUUGAAGAUACAAAUAUGACAAAGUUUUUGCAGGUGUAUAGAAUAACACCGAAUCCAAAUGCAGAGUCGGGUAGGUCACCUGCAGAUUUGAUGUUUUCCAGAAAAAUUCGUUCUAUAUUUGAAAAAUGGUUGCCGAGCAGGAAACAGAAAAUAGAAAAUUCGGAAAGAAAAACGAAAUUUUUUAACACAGAUGACAAAGUGUAUUUUAGAGUGUAUAGUAACGGAAAACAGGACUGGGAACAAGGAAGUAUAACAGGACGUCUGGGUAACGUGAUGUACACAGUAAAAGGACCGAAAUAUGAACACAGAAGGCAUUUAAACCAAUUAAAAAAAAGGUAUGCCAAAAACCAAGAGAGGCAAGAGGAACAAAUGGAUAUAUGGUAUGAUCUGUUCAAGGUCCCAGAACCACAAGCGAAAGCGGAACUGACAUGUAGGUCGAGUAGGAAGAGAAAACCUACAGAAAUGAUUGAAAUAAAUGCUAAGAGAAAAAGAUAUGCCAGUUUCUAA